Molecule: messenger RNA, 264 nt
Organism: Protopolystoma xenopodis
Lineage: Eukaryota; Metazoa; Platyhelminthes; Monogenea; Polystomatidea; Polystomatidae
Source: the annotation of a GenBank genome assembly
UUUUGCCUUGUUGGAGAUGCUGACGGACUAAAUCAGGCGCAACAUUAUUUGGAAGGUUUUAUUGGUGAGCUAUCAGCUUCCGUCUCUUCGUCAGCAGCCCCUAUGACUGCACCUCCGAUUUCAAAUGAAACUAACCUAGAUGAUCCUAAUCUGCUCAAUCCAAUUUCACGCAAUACUUACUUUGCCCUGCCAUAUUCAGUGCACUAUGCAGCUAUGGCCCUGCCCUGUUCAGGUUACACUAACCCCGAUUAUGCCAGGUUAUAA